AUGUGUGGUCAUUUGGUCAAGAAGUUUUCAGCAAGUCAUCCCUCAGCGGCAUCAGUCAAAUUGCCGAGUCUAGGACUUGGUCUCGUCGCCUCUUGUGGAUCAUCUUAUUUGUGUCUUGCAUCUUGGGAUUCUUUUAUCAUGCUACAACAUAUUUCUCUCUCUAUGCUGCGUAUCCCACAACAGUCGACGUUGCGAAGAUCUGUGUACUGCAAGGAAUAUUACUGCCAUGAGCCCAUUCAAGACUACGAUGAUUAUUGGCGGAUGAACAAAAGUGAUCGUGUUCGACUGGGUUACACCAAAGACACCAUGAUCAUAAAAUGCAAAUUGAAUGGGCGAAUGGAAAUGGACGAGGAACAAUGCUACAAGUUGCGAAGAUCUGUGUACUGCAAGGAAUAUUACUGCCAUGAGCCCAUUCAAGACUACGAUGAUUAUUGGCGGAUGAACAAAAGUGAUCGUGUUCGACUGGGUUACACCAAAGACACCAUGAUCAUAAAAUGCAAACUGAAUGGGCGAAUGGAAAUGGACGAGGAACAAUGUUACAAGCACUUUAGACUGUACCACAAUGCUGAGCAUGGAAAUUGUUUUACUUACAAUGCGAAAUGGAAUACACCAGAUCAUAAAGUUCUUUAUGCUUAUGAAUCUGACAUGUGGAAUAAACCAACUGAAUAUCUAGAUGAUCAUAAGACUCCCUCUGUUUUGAUAUACGUCCACGAUCCGAGGUUUUAUCCGGAUUUUGGAUCUGAAGCUGUGAAAGCCAGAGCUGGUCAUUUUUAUAGUGUCGGCAUGAGAAAAACAACUACAGAGUUACUUCCAUUGCCAUAUCAAACAAACUGUACAAAAUAUAGCACUAUGCCUUGGGCCAGAAGAAACAAAGGUGUUCUCACGCCAAAGAUGUGCACCCAAGAAUGCUCCAGGAUGCUUCAGUUAAAAGCCUGCAGAUGCGUCUCUUCCAAUUUGACGCUCGUCUAUGAAGACUCUCCCUGUGAAGGCAAGAAAGCAUUUUGUGCGGAAGACGUUGAAAAGAACACGACUGAUUAUUGCCGUACUUUGUGCAGAGUGCCAUGCGAGAGAAAAAAUUUUGAAUCCUCAGUAGAUUCCACAGUUUGGCCCAGAAAAAAACAGGUUUUUAACGUCCCAUCUUUGCUGAAUAAAAAUUUAACUGAAAUUCGAAAAAAUUUAGUUCGAAUUAAACUGUAUUUGAGAACCAUGGAAAUAACAAUGUAUCAACACCAACCGAAGUAUGAGCUGGUGGAAGUAUUCAGUCAUCUAGGUGGUUACCUCAGCCUCUGGCUGGGAUUUUCAGUGCUGGCUUUCUGUGAACUCUUGGAGAUGCUAUCCAUGGUAUUCUUAAAAGUGACAGACAUGAAAAGUACUAUUCAUCCAGCUCAAAGGAAGCCCUCCAGAAGAUUGAGAGCACCCCGUGAAAGAAUGACUACUUACUAA
Molecule: messenger RNA, 1443 nt
Organism: Parasteatoda tepidariorum (common house spider)
Lineage: Eukaryota; Metazoa; Arthropoda; Arachnida; Araneae; Theridiidae
Source: RefSeq, a predicted model, not a curated record